CCUUGGAGAUAAGGCCUGGACAGGAUAUAUCCCGCGCAGGAGCUAGGGAGCAGGGGUGUGCAGGGUUCCAGCCACAGCAGCACCGGACUCGUCCAGGUGCGGCGAGUGAGCAGCUGGGGCCCCGUAGAGCCGCCAUGGACCCUGCAGAGGCAGCAGACCCCUCAAUGCCUCCCAACCCUUUGACUCACCUGAGCCUGCGGGACAGAUCAGAGAUGCAACUGCAGAGCGAAGCCGACAGGCGGAGCCUCCCGGGCACUUGGACCAGGUCAUCCCCAGAGCACACCACCAUUCUGAGGGGAGGUGUGCGCAGGUGCCUGCAGCAACAGUGUGAACAGACUGUGCGGAUUGUGCAUGCCAAGGUGGCCCAGAAAUCGUACGGAAAUGAGAAGCGGUUCUUCUGCCCCCCGCCCUGUGUCUACCUCUCGGGGCCCGGAUGGAGGGUGAAGCCAGGGCAGGACAAAGUUCACCAGGCCGGGGAGACGGGGCCCACGGUCUGCGGUUACAUGGGACUGGACAGCGCGUCCGGCAGCGCCGCUGAGACGCAGAAGCUGAAUUUCGAGCAGCAGCCGGACUCCAGGGAAUUCAGCUGCGCCAAGACCCUGUACAUCUCAGAUGCAGACAAGAGGAAGCACUUCCGGCUGGUGCUGCGGCUGGUGCUGCGCGGGGGCCGGGAACUGGGAACCUUCCACAGCCGCCUCAUCAAGGUCAUCUCGAAGCCCUCGCAGAAGAAGCAGUCGCUCAAAAACACCGAUCUGUGCAUAUCCUCCGGCUCAAAGGUCUCCCUCUUCAACCGCCUGCGCUCUCAGACAGUCUCCACACGCUACCUCUCUGUGGAGGACGGGGCCUUUGUGGCCAGUGCGCGACAGUGGGCUGCCUUCACACUCCACCUGGCUGAUGGGCAUUCUUCCCAAGGAGACUUCCCACCGCGAGAAGGCUACGUUCGCUAUGGCUCCCUGGUGCAGCUCGUCUGCACGCUCACCGGCAUCACUCUACCUCCCAUGAUCAUUCGUAAAGUAGCCAAACAGUGUGCGCUCCUUGAUGUGGAUGAGCCCAUCUCCCAGCUGCACAAGUGUGCAUUCCAGUUUCCUGGCAGUCCCCCAGGAGGGGGUGGCACCUACUUAUGCCUUGCCACAGAGAAGGUGGUGCAAUUUCAGGCUUCUCCCUGCCCCAAGGAGGCGAACAGGGCUCUGCUUAAUGACAGCUCUUGCUGGACCAUCAUCGGCACCGAGUCGGUGGAAUUUUCCUUCAGCACCAGUCUGGCGUGUACCCUGGAACCGGUCACUCCAGUGCCUCUCAUCAGCACCCUAGAGCUGAGUGGCGGGGGCGACGUGGCCACGCUGGAGCUCCACGGAGAGAACUUCCAUGCGGGGCUCAAGGUGUGGUUUGGGGACGUGGAGGCGGAAACCAUGUACAGGAGCCCGCGCUCCCUGGUGUGCGUGGUGCCGGACGUGGCGGCCUUCUGCAGCGACUGGCGCUGGCUGCGCGCUCCCAUCACAAUCCCUGUGAGCCUGGUGCGCUCCGAUGGGCUCUUCUACCCUAGUGCCUUCUCCUUCACCUAUACCCCGGAAUACAGCGCGCGGCCGGGUCACACCGGCGUCCCCGAGCCCGCCACCGACGCCGACGCGCUUCUGGAGAGCAUCCAUCAGGAGUUCACGCGCACCAACUUCCACCUCUUCAUCCAGACUUAGGCGCGCCCGGGAAUCCCGGCUGCCCACCGCGGAGGGCUGUGCCCGAGCCAGGCGCGAGGACUUGUUUCUGGGAUCUAGGCCCUGCUUCCUUGCCCCUUUGCUGUAGAAGGGCAGCUGAAGGCUCACCCUAGAAAGCGGGCCUGGUGGCUCUUACCCGGCUUACUCCCUCCCUCGUCCUUACACAUACAGGAAGACACGACCUGA
Messenger RNA from Chlorocebus sabaeus (green monkey), 1892 nucleotides. It is a transcript of the gene RBPJL, whose product is annotated as recombination signal binding protein for immunoglobulin kappa J region like. Gene Ontology annotation, molecular function: DNA-binding transcription activator activity, RNA polymerase II-specific; RNA polymerase II cis-regulatory region sequence-specific DNA binding. NCBI's taxonomy places the organism in Eukaryota, Metazoa, Chordata, Mammalia, Primates, Cercopithecidae. Gene Ontology annotation, cellular component: nucleus. Gene Ontology annotation, biological process: regulation of transcription by RNA polymerase II. The record is from RefSeq and is a predicted model, not a curated record.